UCCGUAUCCAGCUGUGGGAGAUGCGAGGGGUUGGUGGGGACACGUUCCCUUGGUGACCACCAGUUACAUAAUAACAGUGGGUACCCAGUGUAUCUGAACCAUUAGUGAAUCAGAGAUAAGGACACAGAGGGAGAUGAUAAACCGAAAUUACUUCCCUACCAAUUUAGAUUUUGAAUAUGCUGUGCGGGAUUCAAAAGCUAUUAAAAGAGUGGCGCUUGAUUCAGAGUAUGAACAAUCAUAAAGUGCAACACACAUAACUUUAAUAUUUCACUUUGAUUACAGGCAUAGUUAUCUUUAUGCGAGACAUUGCAGUAUGUCAAUGAACUUGCUCCUUUGAACAUCAUACCUUAUGCUUCCCUGCCCCACUGAGUGCUGCAAACUCAACCUGCCUUCCUUAAUUUGUCUCUUUUACCAAGUAAAGACAUAUAUAGGAGGUAAAUUUAAUUUAGCAAGGUCAAUUAAAACAGAGUGACUGGAUAAUAAGGUGAGUGACCCCUGUUAGGGUUUGGUCCCUCCUGUAUCACAUAAUGGCUUUUAAAACAAAUAGUAUCUGAUUGGGCUGCAGGGCCUGAGGGAGCCGUAUUCCCAUGCUGGAUGUCCCUGAAUAUAUUUAUUGUUGGCUGUGUACUGCAACUUUGGAGUGCAGAUAAAUAGAAUUGCAGCUGACACAAUUUUAGUUUUGAUCUUAAAGCUUUGUCAGGGGUUUCUAAGAAGGAUUUCAUCCCGUUGGUGCUUUACAAUUCUUGUAGACUAUAUUUGCAAUGCUGCAAAGUUGCAGCACAUUAUUAGCCUUUGUGUAGUGUCAGUGGAUCACAAACAAGUUGGCUAUCAUAUCAUAUUCCAAAUAUGAUUAUUUCAAUUGAUUUGAAACUGGAUAUUAUUUAACUAAUUAUAGUCUAUAAUUAUGGAAAUAAUACUGGUUGUUACAAUAUUUUGUUUAAAUAAAUGAACUAAUAUUCAAGUCUGUUUGGUUAAGUAUGCAUUUUUGGCACUACCGCUUGGAUUGGCUGAAGCAACACAUUUCAAGCAUUUACUACUUUUAGCAUUUACUACUUUUAGCUGUCUGUCACACCUAUUACUUGUGGCAAACUAUUUUAACCAUUUAUCCCAUACUUUUAUCAUUUAUCUAUUACGUUCAGCUAUUUCAAUGAUUUAUCCAUUAUUUUAAGCUAACCAUGUAUCACCUGCGGUUUAACUGUUAAACUGUUUAUCCUUUUAGCCAUGUAAAGCCAUUAACUUAGGCUACUUUUAGCCUUUUUAUAUACAGUCUAAGCUUUUAGCCUAUUUCAAACAUUUAUCUAUUAAUUGUAGCAAUCUAUUUCAACUAUAUGUCCAAACUUUUAGCUAGGCCUACCUAUUUCAACCAUUUAUCCCCUACUUUUAGCUAACUGUUAUAACUUAGGCUAUCCAUUACUUUUAGCUAUCUGUUUCAACUGCUUACAUUUAGGCUGUCUAUAUAAACUGUUUAUAUAUUAGUUGAGUUAUUUCAUCUUUCCACAUACGCUGGCAACGGUGAAAGUACCCCUAAGCAGGCUUACCCCUGGCUGGGAAUCACCAUCCUGAGCUACUGUAAGGACACUAGCAGAGAGAGAGACAGAUGGAGGGCCAAGUGAGCAGUAGGCUAGUGUCAGCGCUCUAAAUUUAGAUUACCCUCUGCUUGUGAACUAAAUACCAAUGACAACAGAUCAACUGACACCCACCCACCCACUCAUUCAGCCACUCAGUCAGUUCAGGCUGCAGCCCCCUCCAUGACAAGCCCCAGUCCUGGGGAGCGCGAGCACCCACACGGGUCGCACUACCCAGCCUGACCCUCUUGCUUCUCACCUUUCUGACUUCCUACCCCGAGGAGACAGGCACAACUUGAGACUCCCCCCCGAGGGUCCUUUAGGACAGGGGCAGCCAUGUCACAGUUUUCCACCAUGACAACCAGGGAGAGGAAAAUGCAGGCAGCAGCAAUCUGCAGGGAGGUUCAAGCCCAGGAAGAUAUAGAGAUGGAUCUUGGGAAGAAAAUGAGCGUGCCUAAGGACAUCAUGCUGGACGAGCUGUCUUAUGCCUCAAACCGAGGCUCCCGUCUCUUCAAACUACGCCAGAGACGCUCAGAAAAAUACACUUUUGAGAGCACACACAAUGAAAACAACGUGCAGCUCAAUAACGCGACGGUUUCUCAAACUGUGAACGGGAACAGCGGUGAGAACAACUUCGGUGUCGCCCAACCACCUAAAGAGCCGUCCGACACACCAGAUACAAGAAUGGUGCCGAAUCCACACAGUAUUGCCCCGGGGUACGGUGGUCCUCUGAAAGACAUCCCUCCAGAGAAGUUCAACAGUACAGCUGUGCCAAAGUCCUACCACUCACCCUGGGAGCAGGCCAUUAUCAAUGACCCAGCCUUGGCCGACACUCUCCACAAUCGCAUACCCGAGCCAGAGCCCCGACAAGACCUACCAGGAUUCAAAAGUUUCAACAGGGUGGCAACCCCGUUCGGUGGCUUCAGCAAGGCGCCCAGGCCUGCUCCCAUCAAGCCCCUCCAGCUGGAACCAGUCCCUGACUACCCUGAGCUCCAAGGGGACACGGCGAUAAAUCGACCCUCCUUCAACAGAUCUGCUACGGGGUGGGUGUCGGUGGGCGGUCCAGUCCCCCUCCAUACCGUUUCCCUUGAGCCUGUGCUCAUCCCUGAGUCAGAGGACCUUUGAACCCAUGAGGUCACACAGAGAUGCUGUCUACUUAGUUGCUGCACCAUGGUGAGCAGGGCGAGAGAAAGCGUCCUGUUGGGCUUUGAUGGUUCAACUUAUGCAGCAUGUACGGUUUUCUUGGUUCUUUCUUGGUUUUCCAGGGAUGUAAGCUAUUGCACUGCAUGAAUUCAUCACCCUGUACAGUAGGCUGAGACAUUACUGGAAUAAAUGGAAUUUAUUGUAUAUUAAUGUGCAUAAGAGUAUUUUAUCCUGCGGAUACAAGUUUUUGCUCAAUAAAAUGGUGAAAGAA
Micropterus dolomieu (smallmouth bass) is the source of this 2979-nucleotide messenger RNA. Its product is annotated as myozenin-2-like. Gene Ontology annotation, molecular function: actin binding; telethonin binding; FATZ binding. The record is from RefSeq and is a predicted model, not a curated record. The transcript has 6 exons. NCBI's taxonomy places the organism in Eukaryota, Metazoa, Chordata, Actinopteri, Centrarchiformes, Centrarchidae. Gene Ontology annotation, cellular component: actin cytoskeleton; Z disc. The coding region runs from base 1902 to 2690 and encodes 262 amino acids.